AGGUAGGAAACUUUCCUUGCCCCCCUGUAAUGUUCCUCACUUACCAUUUGGUAUCUCAGCACCUCAUCCUCUCUACCACAGGGUGUUACUUCAAUGGGGAAUGGAGGUCCGCUGGCACGCGAUGGCAUCCGUGGAUUGAACCUUUUGGUCUAGUUUUAUGCGCAACUUGUUCGUGCAAAACGUCCUCACAAGACCUGCACUGUGUGCGACGGACCUGCCCACAUCUUUCUUGUGCCAAUCCAAUCCGUUCCAACCCGAUGGACUGCUGCAAAAAAUGUCCAGAGGAGGAGCAGAACCCUGCAGAGCUGGCAGACACAAUGCAGUCUGAUGAGCCGCGCAAAUGCAAAGUGAUGGGUCACUUGUAUUCAAACAACGAGCGCUGGCAUCCAGCGGUCGAAAAACAUGGCAUGGUGCCGUGUGUGACCUGCAUCUGCCUGGAUGGCGUCCCCCAGUGUGACAAACAGAAAUGGAAAUGCAGUGACCCCGAAUGUAGUGCCAGCAGGAAGCCAGACAGAAUCUGCUGCAGUGAAUGCCUCGGUCAUGUCCAAGAGGAAGAUGAAAAGUCCAGACCUGAAGAACCUACAAGCACAUGAAGAUAUUAGACAGCCUGAAAGGGACUAUAUGGACCAAAUAUUGGGCAAUCUCCAGCAAACUGGGUCAGGAGGACAACCACAGGACUCUCUGGUGUCAUAUCUCCUUAAUGGACGCUUCAUUUUAAAAGAACUUCAGGGUUCUGUGAUGUCAUAUCCUCUCAAUGGACGCUUCACUUUAGAAGAACUUCAGGGUUCUGUGAUGUCAUAUCCUCUCAAUGGACGCUUCAUUUUAGAACUUCAGGGUUCUGUGAUGUCAUAUCCUCUCAAUGGACGCUUCAUUUUAGAACUUCAGGGCUCCGUGAUGUCAUAUCCUCUCAAUGGACGCUUCAUUUUAGAACUUCAGGGUUCUGUGAUGUCAUAUCCUCUCAACGGACACUUCACUUUAGAACUUCAGGGUUCUGUGAUGUCAUAUCCUUUCAAUGGACGCUUCAUUUUAGAACUUUAGGGCUCUGUGAUGUCACAUGCUCUCAAUGGACGCUUCAUUUUAGAACUUCAGGGUUCUGUGAUGUCAUAUCCUCGCAAUGGACGCUUCAUUUUAGAACUUCAGGGUUCUGUGAUGUCAUAUCCUCUCAAUGGACGCUUCAUUUUAGAACUUCAGGGUUCUGUGAUGACAUAUCCUCUCAAUGGACACUUCAUUUUAGAACUUCAGGGUUCUGUGAUGUCAUAUCCUCUCAAUGGACGCUUCAUUUUAGAACUUCAGGGUUCUGUGAUGUCAUAUCCUCUCAAUGGACGCUUCAUUUUAGAACUUCAGGGUUCUGUGAUGUCAUAUCCUCUCAAUGGAUGCUUCAUUUUAGAACUUCGGGGUUCUGUGAUGUCAUAUCCUUUCAAUGGACGCUUCAUUUUAGAACUUUAGGGCUCUGUGAUGUCACAUCCUCUCAAUGGACACUUCUCUUUAGAAGAACUUCAGGGUUCUGUGAUGUCAUAUCCUCUCAAUGGACGCUUCAUUUUAGAACUUCAGGGUUCUAUGAGGUCAUAUCCUUUCAAUGGACGCUUUAUUUUAGAACUUCAGGGUUCUGUGAUGUCAUAUCCUCUCAAUGGACGCUUCAUUUUAGAAGAAAUUCAGAGCUCUGUAAUGUCAUAUCCUUUCAAUGGACCCUUCAUUUUAGAAGAACUUUAGCGCUCUGUGGUGACAUAAGCCAAAGAACAUCGCAAGACAAUUUCAGAACUCGAAAAUCGUUCCCAAGGAUCUGUAUAUAACUGGCACAUGGCUCAGUUGUAAUCCAUUGACAGGACUGUCAGGUAGGGUUGCCACAUUUUCUUCAAGCCAAACCCAAACACCGGACCACCGACAGUGGACGGUGAGCUCACUCACCUGAGGAUGAAGGUUCAGGCAUCAACAUAUUUCAUCCACAAUGUAUCAGCCGGUUGCAGAGCUUCAAACUUCCAUCCCACACAUCCCUUUCCUGCGGCACAGAACGCCGGGGAUCGGAGUGUGGGUGAGCACACAGAGGGGUGGGAGGAGGAGCACAUCAAGCCCUCUCUCCUCUCUUGUCCAUGUAUGGGGGUCGGGCCCAUGAGAACACCUAUGCACUUGGCGGUUGUGAUACUUGAUGAACCACAGCCCAUUCUGAAUAUUAUGUCCGAGUUUCAGGGGGGGGCUGAAACCCGGACACGCAAUUCAAAACCCAGACUAUCCAGGUGAAUCCCGGACAGGUGGCAACCCUACCGUCAUGGUUUUUGAGAGUAGACAACUGCAGGACCGUGCUGUCAAACAGGCCUUUGGCUACUUCAGCUGAGGAUAACCAUGACACUAUGAUAUAAUAAACAUGGAAUAUCACUGCAAGGACAAACAAUGCACAAAGCAACAUUUACAGUAUAAAUGGGAUGCUGAAAAUCACUUCUGUUCACAGAUGAUCAGAUUAUCCGUGUGACAGGAGCAGCUCCAUCAAUGGGGUGGAUUCACGUAGGGGUGCGCAA
Messenger RNA from Rana temporaria (common frog), 2510 nucleotides. Its product is annotated as chordin-like. The transcript is spliced from 5 exons. NCBI's taxonomy places the organism in Eukaryota, Metazoa, Chordata, Amphibia, Anura, Ranidae. The record is from RefSeq and is a predicted model, not a curated record. Gene Ontology annotation, molecular function: protein binding. Bases 30 to 593 code for a protein of 187 amino acids.